CCGGUGACACGCCGCUGACACGGCCUGGCGUGGCCUGACUUGGUCCAGGACGGCCCAGCAUGGCCCAGCGCGGCCCAGCGUGGCCCAACACGGUCCAGCGUGGCCCAGCACGGUCGAACACAGCCCAGCAUGCUCUGAUACAGCCCAACAAGGUCCAACGUGGCCCAACACGGCCCAGCAUUGCCCAAUACAGCCCAACAUGGUCCAACGUGGCCUGACGCAGCUCAACACAGCCCAGCGUGGCCCAACACAGCCCAACAUGGCCCAGCGUGGCCUGACACAACUCAACAUGGCCCAGCACAACUCAACAUGGCCCGACGCAGCUCAACAGGGCCCAGCAUGGCCCGAUACAACUCAACAUGGCCUGACACAACUCAUCAUGGCCCAACAUGGCCUGACACAGCCCAGCAUGGACCAGUAUGUUCCAACACAGCCCAGUAUAGCCUGUCACAGCUCAACAUGUCCCAAUACAGCUCAAUAUGGCCUCACACCGUCCAAUACAGCCCAGUAUGGCCCAACGUGGGCCAACAUAGCUCAGCAUGUCCAGGUAUGGCCCAACACAGCCCAGUAUGGCCCAGGAUGGGCCAACAUAGCUCAUCAUGUCCCAGUAUGGCCCAAUAUGGUCCAAUACAGCCUAACAUGGCCUGAUACAGCUCAGCAUAACCCGAUAUGGUCCAACACAGCCCAGUAUGGCCCCAGUAUGGUCCAACAUAGCUCAGUAUGUCCAGGUAAAGCCCAACAUAGCCCAACAUGGCCUGACACAGCCCAACACGGCCCAUUAUGGUCCAACACAGUUCAUGAUGGUCUAAUAUGGUCCAACAUGGUCCAACACAGCCCAACAUGGCCCAAUACAGUCCAACACAGACCAACAUGGCCCAGUACAGCCCAGUAUGGUCCAACACAGCCUGGCAUGCCUCCACACGGCCUUGACCAACCCAACAUGACGCCCCACCAUGGCCUUGCAUGACCUGCUGUGACCCAGUUCACAGCCUCCCAUGUCCCAUCAUGGCCUCACGGGUCCCAUCAUGGCCCCCUCACGUCCUUGUGUGCCCUCUCACAGCCCGACCAUGACUUCAUGCAUCCCGUCAUGGAUCUGCACAUCCCACCACGGCCUUACCAUGGCUUUGCAUGUUCCGUUCUCGCUUUGCAUGACCCAUCGCGGCCUUGCACAUCUCAUCAUGGCCUCACACGUCCCACCACGGCCUCACAUGUCCCACCACGGCCUCACACGUCCCACCAUGCCUUUGCAUGUCCCAUCAUGGCCCUAGCAUGGCCUUACACGUCCUGUCACUGCCUUGCCUCAAACAUCCCGCCAAGGCCUAGCACAUCCCACUGCAGCUUUGCAUCAGCUGUUGUGUCCCACCACGGCCUCCUACGCCCUUCCAUGGCCUCCUACAUCCAACCACAGCUUCCCAUGUCCCACUGUGGCCUCCUACAUCCUACCAUGGCCUCCUACAUCCAACCACAGCCUCCUAUGUCCCACUGUGGCCUCCUACAUCCUACCACAGCCUCCUACAUCCAACCACAGCCUCCCAUGUCCCACCAUGACCUCCUAUAUCCUACCA
Cygnus olor (mute swan) is the source of this 1565-nucleotide messenger RNA. RefSeq names its product glutamine-rich protein 2-like. The transcript is spliced from 5 exons. NCBI's taxonomy places the organism in Eukaryota, Metazoa, Chordata, Aves, Anseriformes, Anatidae. The record is from RefSeq and is a predicted model, not a curated record. Bases 200 to 967 code for a protein of 255 amino acids.